Macrosiphum euphorbiae (potato aphid) is the source of this 240-nucleotide messenger RNA. The record is from the annotation of a GenBank genome assembly. Lineage: Eukaryota; Metazoa; Arthropoda; Insecta; Hemiptera; Aphididae.
AUGUAUAAUGCAAGGCGGCCUCAGACGGCAAUCGAAUUACCGCCGCCGCCCAACGAGCGCACACCGGUGGCUUUUCACCGAAAUUACCAGUUUACCAGACAUCCUUCGUCCAUCGCUUCCGCCACGUCCAGUAUGAUAUACACGACGUUUAGAGUGUCCGUCGGUCACCGGACGAUAGUGUCCGGUGCUUAUGCCGCGAUUAGCUCAACUUCCAAUAACCGCUCGUUCCAAGGUGUGUGA